This is a messenger RNA of Cuscuta campestris, 1216 nucleotides long. NCBI's taxonomy places the organism in Eukaryota, Viridiplantae, Streptophyta, Magnoliopsida, Solanales, Convolvulaceae. The record is from the annotation of a GenBank genome assembly.
AAAAAUAAAAAACCCUAAACCCACCUCCUCUCUCUCUCGUUCGGCCCUCUCUCGCCGUCACUCUCGGCAGCGCCACCCCUCCCCUUUGGCGGUUCUCUUCACCGGCGACCCCCCCCCCCCCUCGACGGUCAUCUUCUCCCUCUCACCAUGGCCGAAAACAGCGAGGUCACUUCCCAAAAUAUCUCCUCCAAACCUCCUCAUCUUGCAUUCACAACUGUCUCUAAUGUGAAACUUCAUGUCCCCGUUCAACUCAGUCUCUCCCAACCUAAUUUCAAAAAGUGGAGCCGCCUCUUCCUUCUCCUGGUUCGGCGGUUCAACCUCAAGGGCUACAUCGAUGGCUCCGUCGUCCCCCUCUCCGAUGACGACGACGAAUGGUUCCAACUCGACGCUCUCCUCCAGGGUUGGAUCCUCUCCACCAUCACCGAUGAGUCUCCCAACACCAACUCGUCCUUCAAAUGCUUCGUGGUCUCCCAGCCGAUCUCCAGGCACAAACAGCAUUCAUGCAAUUUCAGGAUCCCAUGCCCACGUUUCUGCAGGUUCGAUCUUCCCUCAUGCUACUUGAUCCACAAUGGACGAGUACCUCCGACUCAGGCACCACGGCGCUCCUCACGACCCGAGCCGGCGGCACUCACGGCGGUACUCCCGGCGGCUAUGGCGGACAGCAUGGCGGCACAGGCUAUGGGGAAGGCAACUCCAGUCAACGUGGAGGCUAUGGACGAGGACAAGGCCGUGGCGGUGGAAAUCGGGGCCGAGGUCGCGGACGUCAAAAAGGCUCACGACCGCGGCAAUCCUACGACGGAAACAAUACCUAGAACUCACCGUACCCUAACCCUAACCCGGGUCUUUUAGGCCCCCGCCUUACCCACCCCAACCCCGCCCACGCCCACUACACCCUAGCCCCCNCCCCUACAGCCCUAGCCCAUCACUUCGACACUAUGUCCCUCCGUGAACCCAAUUGGUAUAUGGACACCGGUGCAUCCCAUCAUAUUGCCUCUGACCCAGGUACUAUUUCUCAUGUUAAUUCUCAAUCUUUAUAUUCACCAUUAUAUAUCACUGUUGGUAAUGGAUCUAAAGUUAGCACUACGGCUGUUGGUAACCAUACCCUCCCCACUACCCCUUCCUUGUCCCUUAAAAAUAUCCUUAUCUCUUCUCACAUCACUCACAACCUUAUCUCUGUCCGUCAACUCACUCGCGACAAUAACUGUACAGUUGAAUU